AUGGUUGCACCUACUUCAAGAACUCUCCUACUCCUUGGUUCUGGCCCAGGAAUCGGUGUAGCCGUGGCAUCUCGUUUUGCCCAAGAGCGGUUCGAUCAUGUUGCCCUUUUUGCCCGGACCCAAUCCCAGCUCCAGCAGGACAAGGACGCCAUCCAGUCCGCAACACAAAAGGUCGGGCGCCAGGUGAUUGUCAAGACAUGGCAGGUGGAUAUCAGUGAUAUGGACCAGCUCAAAGCCGCGUUGGAGGAGGUCGAGUCAUUUGGCACGCUCGAAUGCGUGUAUUUCAACCCGGCACGAGUGGGCGAGAGCAUGUUCUUUGAUUUUCAAACUGAGAAGAUUGAAAGUGACUUUCAGAUCUCUGUAAUUGCACUGUAUGUGACAGCCAAAUGGGCGAUGCCCUUACUCCUGAAGACAAGGGAAAAUAACCCGGGCGCGGACUACAAACCGUCAAUCCUUGUUACGAGCAGUCUCCUGCCUGUCGACCCGAUCCCCGAGCUCUUCUCUUUGUCACUGGUGAAAGCUGCGCAGGCAAACAUGGUCAAGUCGCUGGAGAAGACGUUCAAGGCUCGAGGUGUACAUGUUGGAAUGGUGAUUGUUGGAGGAAUUGUUUCGCCAGAUGCGUCAUCGCUGAAUCCUACCAACAUUGCUGAACGAGCUUGGGAUUUGUUUCAGCGAGAUGAGCUGUCUGAUGUGACUAUUGUAUAG
Molecule: messenger RNA, 705 nt
Organism: Aspergillus terreus NIH2624
Lineage: Eukaryota; Fungi; Ascomycota; Eurotiomycetes; Eurotiales; Aspergillaceae
Product: putative short-chain alcohol dehydrogenase
Exons: 2
Coding region: 1-705 (234 amino acids)
Source: RefSeq, a predicted model, not a curated record